Molecule: messenger RNA, 1449 nt
Organism: Papaver somniferum (opium poppy)
Lineage: Eukaryota; Viridiplantae; Streptophyta; Magnoliopsida; Ranunculales; Papaveraceae
Product: allene oxide synthase 2, chloroplastic-like
Exons: 1
Coding region: 1-1449 (482 amino acids)
Biological process (GO): sterol metabolic process
Molecular function (GO): heme binding; monooxygenase activity; oxidoreductase activity, acting on paired donors, with incorporation or reduction of molecular oxygen
Source: RefSeq, a predicted model, not a curated record
AUGGCGCUUUCUGAUGAUCGGUCGUCGGAACUUCCAUUGAAAGAAAUCCCCGGGGACUUGGGUCUCCCGGUUCUCGGUCCAAUAUCAGAUCGUUACCACUACAAUUACUUGGAAGGUCAUACCGAGUUCAUAAAAUCCCGUAUGGAAGAAUACAACUCAACUAUUUUUCGGAUGAACCUUCUCUUUGCGGAGUUUAUCAAUGUUCCAGACCCUAGAGUCAUUGUUCUAGCUGAUGCAGUUAGUUUUCCGAUCCUUUUCGAUCAUUCAAAAGUCUGGAAGAAAGACGCUCUUAUCGGUAACUACGCGCCAUCAACUUCUUUCACCGGCGGGUAUAGAGUUAGUGCUUACUUGGAUCCUUCCGAUGAGAAACACGGGAAACUCAAAAGUCUCUAUCUCGGUCUAUUUGCAUCUAUACACCAUAAACUCAUUCCGGUAUCUCAAACAUUUUUUGGUGCUGUUUUCGACAAGCUUGAAGCCGAUGUAGCCGCAAAAGGUGAAGCUAGUUUCAAUACUUAUAGUGAUGAUAUGGCUGUCAAUUUACUUCUUCAAGUUUUCUUUGAUAUUGAUCCUGCGAAGCUCCGUAACAAAGGUCCAGCAAUGCUGAAUAGAUGGUUGGGUGUACAAUUCCUUCCAAUAGCGUCUGUUGGGUUACCCAAGUGGUUGAGUUGGGUUGAAGAUACUCUCCUCCAUACCUUUCCAUGUCCCUCAUUUCUUGUGAAAUCCGACUAUCAAAAGAUUUAUGAUGCCAUUUACACUUCGUCAACACCAGUUUUUGAUGAAGCCAAGAAGCUUGGGUUAUCAAAAGAGGAAACUUGUCAUAAUCUAGUUUUCAUGACUGGCGCCAAUGCUUAUGCUGGUUGCAGAGUACAUUUUCGUGCUUUGAUGAAAUGGAUACACAUAGGAGGUGAAAAUCUGCAUAAGGAUCUUGCUAAUGAAAUUAGAGGCGUUGUUAAAUCAGGAGGAGGGGUUGUAACUCUUGCAUCUUUAGAAAAGAUGCCGCUUACCAAAUCGGUGGUGUACGAAGUUCUUCGGAUGGAGCCGCCAGCAGAGAAUCAUUAUGCAACGGCUAAAGAAGAUAUGGUAAUAAGCAGUCAUGGUGCGAGUUUUCAAGUCAAGAAAGGUGAGGUUUUAUUUGGAUAUCAACCAUUGGCUGCUCGAGAUCCUAAGAUUUUUGAGAAUCCAAAUGAGUUUAUAGGGACAAGAUUUAUGGGCGAAGAAGGGGAAAAAUUGCUUAGGUAUUGUUAUUGGUUCAACGAGCGUCAAACAGUUGAUCCAAUCCCUGAUAAUAAACAAUGCCCUGGGAAAGACACCGCUCUAGUGCUAGCCAGACUUUUGGUGGUAGAGUUUUUCCUGCGCUACGACACAUUCACAGCAGACAUCGGAAAUUUUGUUACUCUCAUUGGAUCUACCGUCACGAUUAAGACAUUGACUAAAGCAACUAGUGAUUGA